CUUAUCAAUAUAAUGCGGUGACAGUUCACAGAACUACGGUCUGAAUAGUGUUUUGCUAAUAAACACCAUCUCUCCCCAAAAAAACAUGUCUUACAGUGAAAUUCUCGCCAACGGUCGUAUUUCCAAAGAAGCUCGUGACUUCUACGAACUAAAAAACAAAGCCGCUGAGUUUUACAGAACAAAUGGUGUACCCCAGAGAAUAGAAGAAGUACUAAAUGCAAUGUUUUAUGAAAUGCCGGAAGAUGUGUACGGAUAUUUGGCAAACUACUUCUCUGAGUAUUCAAAGCCUUCUUUGAUAAGUAAAAUUAGAGGAAAAGAAAUGCUGGAUGGCAAGGGACAACCAGUGGUACAAGUAGAAAUACUUUGUACAGUUAAAAACCAUGAAAAGAGUAUCUCUUUUGCUGGAGUACCAUGUCCCUCUGAACUUACUGAGAACGCUUUGCCAGAUGUCAGGCAGUCAAAGGCUAAAGAAAGAAGAGAAUCUGUUAACAUUGCAUUAGAGUGGAUUAAUGAGAUUCUGUGCCCAAUGUUAAAAGGACUUCACCCUACAGAUCAACCUGUAGUUGAUAAACUACUAAGUGACUAUUUUGCAAGAAAAUCAGAGGAAGAAAAAGAAAGGAUGAAAAUAGAAACGGAAACAAUAGCAGUGACUCCAGUCCCACAACAACUGCCAUCAUCUCAACCUCAAAAAGGGAAGAAGGGAAGUGCUAAAGCUAAGAAAAGUGCUACUUCUGAGAAACCAGUCCCUCCAGCUGAGCCGCCUGAACAUAUCUACAAGGGUAGCAUGGCCAUAGGUGCCACUUCAUUGGCAGUAGCCAAGGCUGGGGCAAAGCUCAAGAAAAUCCCUUUAUACAUAUACAUUGCCAUGUUAAAAUAUCAAGAGAUGCCAUUAGAACUGACUAUGCCACUUCCAAUGGUAACCCUUCUGAGUUGUGGAAAGUCAUCACCAGGGAAGUUAAACCUUUUGAAGGAACUGAUAGCAAUACCAAGUACCCAAAUGACUGUAAAACAGAGUCUGAAAAUGUUUUCGGAUCUUCAGCUUCAAAUAACAAGAAUGUUGGAUGCUUCAUCAAAAACUGGUGCUGUAUCUAAAGCAGAUUCAGACCUGGGCUGUAUAAUCACAGGAUACGAUCGAUUGGAACAGCCACUGGAUAUAAUUCAAGAAUCAUGCAAGAAUCUUGGGCUGACUUUAGGAGAAGAUUUACAUCUAGCUGUAAACUGUGCUGCACAUGAGCUAAUGGACUAUGAAAAAGGGAAAUAUGAAAUCAUCACUGGAGUCCAUAAAAGUCCAGAUGAACUUGUAGACUACAUUGUGGAUUUAACAAGCCGAUACCCUGCAGUUAUUGCAGUCAUAGAUCCUUUAAGAAAAGAGGAUAAGGAGCAGUGGGCUAAUCUUCAAGGUAGUCUUGGAAGAAAAUGCUAUCUGAUUGCAGAAGCUGCAUCAAAGACAAUCAGCACACUACUUCUGGAGGAAAAUCUGAAGAAUCCUAUGCAUAAUUGCAUUCUGCUCAAACAAGUUAACCAGACAACCAUUUCUGAUUUGAUAGAAAUUACAAAACAUCUAGAAGGUCAAACAAACAUUACUGCAUUAGGGAGUAGUGACUGGGAGAUAGCAGAUGACAGCCUAGGAGAUUUGGCUGUAGGACUUGGAGCCAAAUUCGUCAAACUGGGAGGUCUGUCCCGUGGAGAACGUGUGAUCAAAUACAACCGCUUAGUUGCUAUAGAGGAAGAAUUAGCUCAGAAAGGAACAAUGGGUGAAAGACAACCACACAUGUUUUCUGCUGCAAAUGAAGUAAUAUUUCCCAUAGAAGAGUCAGGAAGUCUUUUAACAGACCAUUGAGCAUCUUGGCCGAUUGCAAUGAUUGCCUUAUACUUCUGGGGAAGAUAAUAUUACAAGUUGUAUUGUGUAGGCCAAUUAAUCGUGACAAAAAAGUGAAUAAAUAAAAUCUUUAUUUGUUUAUUGAGUCUGCACUCGGUCUGGAAUAUGAAUACUGAUUAAGUAAAUCAAAAACAUUUCUUAUGAAUUGA
This is a messenger RNA of Protopterus annectens (West African lungfish), 2028 nucleotides long. It is a transcript of the gene ENO4, whose product is annotated as enolase 4. Gene Ontology annotation, molecular function: phosphopyruvate hydratase activity; magnesium ion binding. Bases 86 to 1840 code for a protein of 584 amino acids. Gene Ontology annotation, biological process: glycolytic process. The record is from RefSeq and is a predicted model, not a curated record. NCBI's taxonomy places the organism in Eukaryota, Metazoa, Chordata, Ceratodontiformes, Protopteridae. Gene Ontology annotation, cellular component: phosphopyruvate hydratase complex. The transcript is spliced from 13 exons.